Messenger RNA from Triticum urartu, 5457 nucleotides. Its product is annotated as MDIS1-interacting receptor like kinase 2. Gene Ontology annotation, biological process: protein phosphorylation. Gene Ontology annotation, molecular function: protein binding; protein kinase activity; ATP binding. The record is from RefSeq and is a predicted model, not a curated record. Lineage: Eukaryota; Viridiplantae; Streptophyta; Magnoliopsida; Poales; Poaceae.
CUACAGACUAAAAUUAGUGAAUCAACCACAAGACUGAUGUUGGGAUACUGAUCAACUAAAUGAAACAAGAUUGAAAUCAUAAAACGGAAGCACGGCCGCCUGGAGCCGCCCCAAGGGGAAUCAUAUCAGGUAACAAAGGCCAGCAAAAUUUAGCUCGAUUCAGAAACAGAAUAAGGCUUACUUGUGUCCUUGCUAUUUUACUUGGCAGAGAAGAACUCAAGAAAAAAUGUGAUCACCUUCCUGCUGCAAAGACUGAAUUUAAAUUGAUAAGUCUUAGAAAAUACACAACAACAAUACACCUGAACCCAGCAGGAUGAAACCUCAGUGAAUGAAUAAUUCUGAUAAUUGAUUGUGCACUGGAUAUACUAAGAAAACAAUUAUAAUGCACCAACUAAAAAAAUAAACUGAUAGCUUACUUAAUUAAUAGGUUCAAACUGGCUCCUAACCACACACAUGAGUCUGAAUAAGAUACAUCAGUGUUGUUAUUCUUUCAGGAAUGAAUAAGCAUGGGUGCUGCCUAUGUGACACCCUAAUUAAGUGUUCAUGACUAAAAUGAAAAACAGAAAAAGACACAUACUGAAACCUGAAAAUGACACCUACUGUGGACUGAAGCAAAUUACACCUACUGGAACCAGAAACUGACGCCGCUCUUUGUUAAGAAACUGAAACCUGAAGAACUUGGGUACAAAUACUACACUUGGUCCUUGAUGCCAAUGUAUAGCUAAGAUGAACUUCCAGCGAUCAGUUUUCAGAAAAAAAAAGAGACACCGGAGACAGCAAAAAAGAAGACCGAAGAAACACUAGAAUGAACUGAGGAUAUUACUGAUGCUCUCUGAACAUUGACUGAUGAAUCAGCUAUCUGAACAUUGACUGAUACUAAUGAACAUGCUACAGAAUUUAGACUAACAGAAGAUGUGACGACGAUCUGAACAAUUACUAAAACUGAAAUACUGAAACUGAAGAGAGAACACACACUGAUCAACUAAAUGAAAAAUUAAUGAAAAGAGAGCCAAAGAUUUUGGAAGCUGCAUUUCAGAGUGACUGAAAAAAUGAACAAAUGAAAGCUGAAAGACUGAAAAUAAAGAAAAGACCCAACACUGAACAACAAUGAAAAAGUACACUGACUAAUGAAGUACACUCAUAACUGAAAAAAAAACUGUUUGAAGGCUGAUAUAUAACUAAAAUCUCAGGACUGAAUGACUAAAGAAUGAUGUAAGCUUGAAGAAUGAGAAACAUACUGAACAUUUACUAAACUGAUGGAUUCCCAUUUACUAAACUGAUGAAUAGCGUGGAUGGGUGCCUGCAAAAAAAAACUCAGGAGCGUUCCUGAUGAACUAAGAGAGAUCCGCCGACCUCCUCUCCAGACUAACAUCUCCCGUACCUGCGGCCAUCCCUGUGAAGCACACCUCCUGGAUUCAAGCGCUACCUCUCACCCGAAAAGCCCAACAAUAAAAAAGCACGACAAGAUGACCCGGUAUGCGGAGACUGAGGACAAACCAACGCACAGAGAUUCGUGCGAAUCCGACUGACAGAAAAAUGGCCUGAGAUGAAUUUAAAAACAGACACCUGGAAAAUAGUAAAACUGUAAUUAUAAACCGCCUAAUUAACUAUAAAUCGUUGCUAACGCGCUCAUAGUGAAACGAAAGGGAUGACAACAACACGCUCAAUUGAUUAUAAGCCGUUGCUAACCCAAACUAGAAUAAUCACACCAAGACUUUAUUUUAUUCUCUUGAGUGCGGUACAUGGGAACACAUGCCCGGGACGUUGGCAACUACUACUAUUUUUUUAUUCAAUCACACAGGAAAACGCGCUGGAUGUUCCUACCUAAUCAUGAAGUCAGCCAAGCCGUGGAUGUUCCGGAGCAGCGGUGGCCCUUCUCUCACCCCUCUCUACCACAUAGUACCACCGACAGAACUUGUUGAAUCCAUGGCUACUCCUGCCUCAGGGUGUCCAUGGCUCCAUCUCCUCGCCAUCCUGCUUCUUCUCCCUUCCAUGUUCGGUGAGGCAAAGACCGCAGCACGGCGAGGCACUUGGUUCACAGCCCAGACAGCAGCGCUGCUCCGAUGGAAAUCCAGCCUGACAAGCGUCAGCAGCGGUUCAGCCUUGAGCACCUGGAGCCCCGGCGUCCACCCCUGCAACUGGACGGGCAUCACCUGCCGCCGUGCAGCCCAAGGCCCGGCCAUCACUGGGAUCUCCCUCCCAGGAGCUGGCCUUGCCGGGCGGCUGGACGUGCUCAACUUGCAGCCCCUGUCCUUGCUCACCAGCCUUGACAUCAGCAACAACUUCCACCUCUCAGGGCGGAUUCCACCAACCGUCGGCAUGCUCCCCAUGCUUUCCAUGCUCAACUUCUCUGGUAACCAGCUCACUGGAGGCAUACCUCCGGCCAUCGGUGAGCUGGGGAGCCUCACCGUGAUGGACCUCUCCUUCAAUGGCCUCUCAGGUACCAUUCCUGCAAACAUUGGCAGGCUUCAGUCCUUGCAAAGUCUCCGGUUAUACCAUAACAACUUAACUGGAAUUAUUCCUCCUUCCCUCACCAACCUAACUUUGCUCAGAGAUUUAAGUCUGUUCACAAACCAUCUUACUGGUUCAAUCCCCGUAGAGCUCGGGAAACUCGCUGCUUUGGAGGAGCUAGACUUGGCUGAUAACUAUCUAACUGGUACUAUUCCGAGCAGCAUUGGAAACCUUACUAAACUAGGCUACUUAGGACUGUCCCAAAACUUACUUAUUGGUUCCAUUCCUCACGAGAUGACACACCUUAAUAAUCUUACCAUGCUCAUGAUAUCACACAAUCAAUUCACGUCCACUAUCCCUGCAUCAAUCACAAACUUAACCAAGUUGCAACUGCUAGGAGCCAGCAGGAGCAACUUAAGUGGCCACCUUCCUGAACAAAUAGGAUCACUCACUGAUCUUCGUGAGGUCUACCUUUUCGGUAAUAAACUUACCGGGAGCAUUCCUUUGAGUCUCGGAAAUUUGACGAUGCUCACAUAUCUGUACCUUUACGAGAACAACUUGUCUGGGUUCAUUCCUUAUGUGCUAGGGAAUCUUGCUAACCUUCAGGAGCUUAGCCUCUCCUCCAAUGCUUUAGAUGGUGAUCUGCCAUCUAGCAUAGGAAACAUGACUUCCCUCACCUCCCUUCGCCUUCAAAACAAUAGCUUUUCUGGCACAAUCCCAGCUGAGCUAGGCAAUCUAGAGAAUUUAGUGAAUCUUUACCUCUACUUCAACAAGUUCUCUGGCUCAGUCCCUCCAAGCUUUGGAAACUUCAGGGAAAUGACAGAUUUGAGGCUGUCGGGUAAUAGACUGUCUGGACCUUUGCCUCACACACUUUCAAACCUCACCAAUUUGGUGGACAUUGAGUUGAGUUACAACAAUCUCAGCGGACACGUGCCUGACUUAUGCCAGGGCAAAAAACUCCAAUGGUUUUCCGCAACUACCAACCAAUUUAGUGGAUCCUUUCCAGGAAGUUUCAAGCACUGCAGCUCCUUAAUCAUCCUUGACAUCAUGUAUAAUCAGAUGGAUGGAGAUAUAGCACAACAGCUUGGGGUGUACCCACAUCUGAAAUUUGUUGGGUUAACUUCAAACAAACUGCACGGUCAGCUUUCAACAGACUGGGGUUCAUGCGGUAACUUGACAGAACUGCGUUUAGGAGGAAACAUGAUUACUGGUCAUAUACCUCGUGAGCUCACAAAGCUAACCAAACUCAGAAAACUCGACCUCCAUUUGAAUAGGUUGACAGGGGAGAUACCUCCUGAAAUUGGCAAACUAGUCAACCUAUAUUUGCUAGAUUUAAGCCAAAAUAAUCUAUCUGGAAGCAUUCCUCAACACAUUGGUCGAAUGGAUGUUCUUGAGGUUCUCGACCUGUCAAGCAAUCAAUUAGGUGGAAGAAUACCAGAAGAAGUUGGGAAAUGUGUGAGACUACAGUCCAUGAAACUGAACAACAACAGCUUAAACGGCAGCCUUCCUGGUUCCAUAGGCAAACUGAUUCACCUACAGACAACACUUGAUGUCAGCCAUAACAACCUACAUGGCGCCAUUCCUCCAGAAAUAGGAAAUCUAGAUAUGUUGGUAAGCAUAAACCUCUCCCACAAUCAAUUCAGUGGAAGCAUUCCUAACACGGUAGCAGGACUCCGAAGCAUGUCCGUAUUUGAUGUCUCCUACAAUAGAUUACAAGGCACAGUUCCGGGAAGGAUCCAUAAUUCCUCGGCAGAAUGGUUUCUUCACAAUAGAGGUCUCUGCGGGGAGCUGGCUGGCCUUCCGUCUUGUCAUUCUUCUGCUGCAAAUCAUCAGAAAAAGGACCAAAUCCUCAUGUUAAAAGUGGGUGUCCCUGUUUUUGUUGCUAUUACUUGUAUAGCUGCAUGCAUCUUCUUCACUUUGAUUUUGAGGAAGAAAUCCUCUUCUAGAGAAAGUGCCAUUGUAAAGAGUGCGGACCUCUUCUCUAUAUGGAACUUCGAUGGUAAAAUAGCUUUUGAGGAUAUCAUCAAUGCAACGGAUAAUUUUGAUGAAAAACACUGCAUUGGAGAAGGAGGAUUUGGUAAUGUCUACAAGGUGAAUCUCCCAGAUGGACAAGUGGUUGCAGUGAAGAAGCUUCAUCCAAUUGAGGAAGGGAUGCAUGAUGAGCAAUGCUUUCGUCGUGAGAUUGAAGUACUAACAAAAGUCCGUCAGCGCAGCAUUGUCAAGCUGUAUGGAUUCUGUUCCCAUACGCAGUACAGGUUCCUGGUUUGCCAAUACAUAGAAAGGGGGAGUCUAGCCUCAAUCCUGAGCAACAGCGACCAAGCAAUCCAAUUUGAUUGGCAGAAAAGAGCAACUCUCAUCAAGGAUGUUGUGCAAGCUAUUUCCUACCUACACCAUGGUUGUGAUCCACCUAUAAUCCAUCGGGACAUAACAAGUAGCAACAUUUUGCUAGAUUCUGAAUACAAGGCCUUUGUCUCGGACUUUGGCACGGCAAGGAUAUUGAAGCCUGAUUCAUCGAACUGGACCGCGCUGGCAGGGACAUAUGGCUACAUCGCACCUGAACUUUCUUACACGCCCUUGGUCACCGAGAAAUGCGAUGUCUACAGCCUCGGCGUUGUGAUGCUGGAGGUGCUGAUGGGGAAGCAUCCAGGAGAAUUCCUAAACAGACCUGCAGCUGCGCAAGAACAAGACAUGAUACUUCAAGAGCAUCUCGACCACCGUCUUCCCAUGCCCAAGACCGACGAGGCGCAGGAUAUCAAUCGGCUAAUAUCGGUGGCGUUUCAGUGCCUACAAGAUUCCCCUCAUGAGAGGCCAGACACGCAGCAGAUCCAUCGAGCUCUCAGUGUAUGACUGGAUCCUGAUUCCCUGAGUUGCAUACAGUGUAGUCACAUACUAGUACAGUAGCACUGAACAUGCUCGGCCGAGCGAAUCUUCUAGUCUUGAUGAUUAAUAAGCUGCAAAUAUGGUCACAAAAGAUUGAUGCAUUGCAUUGUUAUAUGGUCGGAAUCA